This is a messenger RNA of Gambusia affinis (western mosquitofish), 1166 nucleotides long. It is a transcript of the gene mesd, whose product is annotated as mesoderm development LRP chaperone. The transcript has 3 exons. The coding region runs from base 73 to 726 and encodes 217 amino acids. Gene Ontology annotation, biological process: protein folding. The record is from RefSeq and is a predicted model, not a curated record. Lineage: Eukaryota; Metazoa; Chordata; Actinopteri; Cyprinodontiformes; Poeciliidae.
CCAUCUCUGACACGCCUCUGUUGGCUCGUGACCGGUUGAUUUGUGACCAAUCACAGCACACCAUCUGUAAACAUGGCGUCUUUCUGCAAGUUGGCCUUUGUAGUCAUUCUGUUCUGUACAUGUUUGCUAUAUAUUCUAGCAACAGGCAGUACAGGUAAACCUAAGAAAAAGAAGGACAUUCGAGACUACAAUGACGCAGAUAUGGCGCGGCUUCUGGAACAGUGGGAGAAAGAUGACGAUAUUGAAGAAGGGGACCUUCCUGAGCACAGACGGUCUCCUCCACCCGUUGAUUUCUCCAAGGUGGAUCCCUCCAAGCCAGAGGACCUUCUUAAGAUGUCAAAGAAAGGCAGGACUCUGAUGGUCUUUGCAACUGUGUCUGGAAAUCCCAGUGAGAAGGAGACUGAGGAGAUCACAGGCUUGUGGCAGGGAAGCCUCUUCAACGCCAAUUAUGAUGUUCAGAGGUUUGUAGUGGGCUCAAACAGAGUAAUCUUCAUGCUGCGAGACGGCAGUUUGGCCUGGGAAGUGAAAGACUUCCUUGUGGCUCAACAGCGGUGUGCAGAUGUUACGGUGGAGGGACAAGUGUUUCCAGGAAGCAUGGCAACAGAGGACAAAGCGAAAGAGAGACAGCAGAAUGAAGUCAACAUCAAGAAAAAAGGCAGAAAAACUGAGAGCAAAACGCCAGAUGUGAAUGGAAAUUAUGCUAGCAAUCUCAAACAGGAGCUUUAAUAGCAUUCAAGAUGGGAAGCUGAUGAGUCACUUCCCAGUUUCUGCUGACCUUGCAAAAAAAGGAAGACAUGUUGAAGACAUGUUGAAGACAUGUUGAAGACAUGUUGAAGACAUGUUGAAGACAUGUUGAAGACAUGUUGAAGACAUGUUGAAGACAUGUUGAAGACAUGUUGAAGACAUGUUGAAGACAUGUUGAAGACAUGUUGAAGACCAUAUCUGAGAAUCAUGACAAGCAAAGCAGUUGUGCCCUCAUGGUGAUGUUGGCUGUAGGGAAUUGUUUUUGACAUCUUUAACUUUGAAAGAAAUCACUCACUGAUUUAUUGUUAUUUUUUUUUUUACAUUUUGUAAUUGCCAAUAAAUAUUUAAAUCAUUGAAAUGCUGUUGAGAUUUUUGCUAAUCGAGUGUCAUCAGUGAAAACCAAUAAAGGAUACACACAAUUA